GAAUUUGGACGCGUGGGUUGUUUUGAAGCUGCCGAGCAUUUUACUUUAUUACGUUUCAGACAAGCGAUUGCAAACUGGUAUUGCUGCUCCGAUUUCCAGAGAAAGGGUUUCCUGUCGCUUCAGGACGCGGCUGCUUUUAGUGACGCAGCAACCGUUUGUUUUCGCUGGAGCAAAAAAAAAAUAAAAAAAAAGAUUUCAAUUUUUUGGGACAUUUAGAACUAUAUAAAGUCAUACAGUCUGUUAAAUAUUGUAGAAGCAGUAAUCGAGUGAAUUAAACGACAAUGAUUCUCACAGUGAAGCCGCUGCAAGGGAAAGGGUGCUGUUUACAGGUCUGUGAGGAUGAGAAGGUCUCCAGAGUCAAGAGUCUGGUCUCUGAGAGGCUCAACAUACCUGCGAAUCAACAGCGACUCCUGUACAAAGGCAAAGCGCUGGCAGAUGAGCACAGACUGUCACACUACUCCAUCGGUCCCGAUUCGAAGCUGAACCUCGUUGUGAAGCCCCCAACAGAGAAAGUGUCACCCGAGCAAGAACAGCACUCCCUGUCUCACCCCGGGUCAGUGUGGCACAGCCUGCCUGCUAUUCUGAACAAACACUUCAGCCCUGCUGAUGCAGUGAGAGUGCUGGAGCAGCUACACAAGGAUUAUGAGCGGAGCCUGCGCUUGUUGAGUCUGGAUGAUAUGGAGCGGCUGGCGACCCGCAUGCUUCACCCUGAGGCUGUGGAGUGCAUGGAGCUGUCCUUCCUGGACUGAGGAAUACUGCUGCUGCCCGCUGCCCGCUGCCCUCUCCCCCUCUCCCCCUCUCCCGCCUCCCUCUCCCCCUGAGGUGAGGUUUACCAAACACAAGUCCAAGCAACAGCUGUGUUUAAACAUGUUUUAUUUACAAUGGUUCCAGAUGUCUUGGUCUGAUCAUUUCACAACACAAUAAAAUUAAAGAAAUGCUAUCUGCACAUGGGAGAAUGAA
Molecule: messenger RNA, 960 nt
Organism: Polyodon spathula (Mississippi paddlefish)
Lineage: Eukaryota; Metazoa; Chordata; Actinopteri; Acipenseriformes; Polyodontidae
Gene: ubl4a
Product: ubiquitin like 4A
Exons: 5
Coding region: 282-749 (155 amino acids)
Biological process (GO): post-translational protein targeting to endoplasmic reticulum membrane
Molecular function (GO): protein binding
Source: RefSeq, a predicted model, not a curated record